GCGGAUCAAACAGCCAAAACCCUAACCAGAAAUCACGGGGAAGUUUAUAAUUACAAAGUUCGGUUCAAUCUGGAGGGAAAACAAGAAAAGAGGAAGAACUAAAACUAGAAACUCCGGCGAAGCAUUUCUCUUCGACGAAGAACGUCUAUUGCGAUUGGCAGUUUCUUCAUGGAAAGCGGCGGCAAAGGGAGAGAUGAAGAACAAGACGGCAUGUCUGUACACUCUCCAUGCAAAGCUCCUCCGUCAUCCGCUUCUUCUCUUCCCAAGGAGCAAGCACAGAUUGAAUUGGAACUCAAACUCUUGCAAGCUCUUGAAAUUUAUCCACUAGUCAAACUGCAAGGCAUACAUCGCCAUUUUGUUCUCUUCGGGUUGAUGGAAUUUCUGCGAAGAAGCUUUGAUCGUCAGUUCUCUUCUGAUGAAGUUCUGCAGUUGUUGGAUCGGUUCUAUAACCUGGAAAUGCUGAAGCCAGACGAUGAGGAAAUGGAAAUUCUGAAUCACGAGGAAGAUUUCUGCUUACCACAAACCUUCUUUGUCAAAGAAGAGUCUUAAGGGAAAUUGUUCAUAUGGAUGGUACCUUAGCCCUUCCUGGCAUCUUUCUACUGUCGAUCCCUUUUUGUUUGUAAAUGUCAAUACAGAAUCUUUUGCUGGAUAGUAUAAUAAAAAAAUUUCCUUUGUAAAGAUGAAUUCCUUAGUUUGUAUACACGAGGCUCAAUUUGCUAAGUUCUCUGUUCCGCAUGCCA
Molecule: messenger RNA, 740 nt
Organism: Cucurbita pepo subsp. pepo (vegetable marrow)
Lineage: Eukaryota; Viridiplantae; Streptophyta; Magnoliopsida; Cucurbitales; Cucurbitaceae
Biological process (GO): regulation of transcription by RNA polymerase II
Cellular component (GO): NuA4 histone acetyltransferase complex; nucleus
Source: RefSeq, a predicted model, not a curated record